Messenger RNA from Sporisorium graminicola, 1305 nucleotides. RefSeq lists its product as uncharacterized. The record is from RefSeq and is a predicted model, not a curated record. The transcript has a single exon. The coding region runs from base 1 to 1305 and encodes 434 amino acids. Lineage: Eukaryota; Fungi; Basidiomycota; Ustilaginomycetes; Ustilaginales; Ustilaginaceae. Gene Ontology annotation, cellular component: cytoplasm; nucleus. Gene Ontology annotation, biological process: positive regulation of protein catabolic process. Gene Ontology annotation, molecular function: ornithine decarboxylase inhibitor activity.
AUGCCUGGAUACAACAACUCUAACUUGCAGAAUCCAGGUCGAAGUGCACCUGUGAGAGGGGUCGCUUCGCAGCAAGCUUCUACGUCUUCCGUCUUUUCUUCCUCCCAUGGUACCUCGCCUCGCCCCGACGCCGUGAUCGCCAUAUCUGCCAUGUCUCGUCCGUCGACGAAUCCGCAGCACAACAACCACCAGCCUACCACCUCGAACCACCCGUCUGGUUGGGAUAGGCCUUACAGCAGCGGUGUGCCAGCUCCGGCUGUCGCUGUUGACAUCUUCCGUGCAGCUCAUGCUGCUGCGGGAGUCACCGCCUCUUCCCACGGCCCGCGUCGCCACGCCAACACGGCGCACCUUCCGGACUCUCCCCCCGAUACCCCGCCGCACUCACCCGGCCUUGCACCUGUGCGUCUCCCCACAUUUGUCGAGCCACGAGCGCUGUCGCAGCCGCAGUGCCCAUCCCCGCCUCGAAACUCUGAUCUGCACGAGCGACACCCACUCAGCUCGAGUCGCUCUUCGCUUGCUCCGGUCCACGUCGCAGAUGUCUCAAGCGACGCUAUCUACACUGGCCAGACUCCUUGCGACAGCGAGUUGGAGAGCGAUGCUGAAUCUGACUUUUCGGACGACGCCUCUCAGGCUACCCUUGAUCAGCUCACCCAAGCAGCACAGUCGCUCCUCCUUCACGCGGAUGCGAACCGUUCCAAGUCGCAACCGAACGACUCGGCCAUCUCCACGCAUAGAAACGCCCUUUCCGUCGAGCUCAUGCCCGCCACGCCCGAAAUCAGUCCGGACAAUGACGUUCGUCAUCACGCGCAAAAGUCCGCACACACCUUUUUGCACCGUAUCUUUGCAAAUGUGCCCCAGAAUUUGGCUGUGGAAGAUGCUGGCGUCGAACUUGUCAGCCCUGGCUGGAGCGGUGCCGUUAUCAAGUCGAGCGCACUCGGUUCCCACCAGGCUUCGAGCUCCCCCACAUCCGCCAGCAGCAGCGACAGCUCGGCCGACACGCAGCGCACGCUCUACGUUAGCAUGCCACCUGUCGUCGAUGCCUCGCUGCUGAGGGAGCAAGUCUUGGCGGUGCUCGAUGCCGCCAGCGAGAAGCUCGGUUGCGACUCCGUUAUGGUCUGUCUCAGCAAGGCCAUGCGUGAUUUUGCGACUGUGCUCCAUGGUCUUUGCUACGUGGGCGGUGCGCUUGUCGCCGCUGCCACAGAGGCGGAAGAGCUGCAAGGCGGGGAGAGCAGGCUGUCGAACAUGGACCCUAUCUCGGGUUUGCAGCUCCAGAAUGGUCUCGUGCUUGUCGCCAUCGAGCUCUAG